Messenger RNA from Meloidogyne enterolobii, 2660 nucleotides. NCBI's taxonomy places the organism in Eukaryota, Metazoa, Nematoda, Chromadorea, Rhabditida, Meloidogynidae. The record is from the annotation of a GenBank genome assembly.
AUGGCCGAUUACCUCGUUUUCUCCCCAGCCGGAGCAAAUACAAAUAAUUAUGCAAAUGUUGAUGAAAUUGUUGAACACGCAACUCGAAACAAUGUCGACGCAGUUUGGGCCGGUUGGGGACAUGCUAGCGAAAAUCCUCGUUUACCCGAAGAAUUGAGCAAAAGAAAUAUUGUUUUUAUUGGCCCUCCAAGUAAAGCAAUGUUUGCGUUGGGAGAUAAAAUUGCUAGCACGAUUAUAGCUCAGACAGUAAAAAUCCCGACAAUAGAAUGGUCAGGAAGUGGAUUAGUAGUUGAAUCAACAGGAGAAGAAGAAAGCGGAAAAGAAGGAGGAGGGGGAGGAAGCGAAUUAGAAAUCUCCAAAGAAUUGUAUUUAAAAGCUUGUGUCUCCACAGUUGAAGAAGGCUUGGCAUCAAUGAAAGAAAAAAAUAUUUGUUACCCAGUAAUGAUAAAAGCAUCUGAGGGAGGUGGUGGAAAAGGAAUUAGAAAGUGUAUUAGUGAUGAAGAAUUUCGAACAAAUUUUAGAAGAGUUCAGGCUGAAGUGCCGGGAAGUCCUAUUUUCUUGAUGAAAUGUAUGGUCAAUGCGAGACAUAUAGAAGUUCAAUUAAUUGGGGACCAUUACGGCCAAGUAAUUCCAAUAUUUACCCGUGAUUGUUCAAUACAGAGGCGUUGUCAAAAAAUAAUAGAAGAAGCCCCAGCAGGUAUUGCCUCCCCAGAAAUUCAACGGCAAAUGCAAAUGGAUGCGGUCAAUUUGGCUAAAAAAGUUGGUUAUGUUAGUGCUGGGACUGUUGAGUACAUGUAUUUACCAUCAGAACAAAAAUAUUAUUUUUUGGAAUUAAAUCCACGUCUACAAGUAGAACAUCCAUGUACUGAAAUGGUUGCAAAUAUAAACAUUCCAGCUAUACAACUUCAAAUUGCUAUGGGUAUACCUUUACAUAGAAUAACUGAAAUUCGUCUCUUUUAUGGAAUGGAUAGAUAUGGAAAUUCCCCUUUUCCUCAAAACCAAUGCCGUACAGACACAAAUAUUCACGUUAUUGCUGCUCGUAUAACAAGUGAAGAUCCAGCUGAAGGUUUUCGUCCAGCUAGUGGAUCUGUUGAAGUUUUAAAUUUUCAAUCUAAUCAAAAUGUUUGGGGGUAUUUUUCUGUUUCCAGUACUGGAAAGGUUCACGAAUUUGCUGAUUCACAAUUUGGACAUUUAUUUGCUAAAGGAACUACAAGAUACGAAGCCAUUUCCGCUCUAUUAUGUGCCUUAAAAGAAUUAGAAUUGCGGGCCACUUUUACUUCCCAAGUAAAUUAUUUGGUUGGAUUAUUACACGAUAAAGAAUUUGAAAAUAAUGAAUUUCAUACGGGUUGGUUAGAUGCUAGAAUUGCUGCUAGGGUACAAUCUGCACCUGAAUUGCCUGUACAUGUUACUGUUGCUAUUGGGGCUACUUUAGUUGGUUAUACCCGUAUAUCAGAAGUAUUUUCAAAAUUUCAAAGUGCUUUGGAACGCGGACAAAUCUUACCAAAAUCUGGAUUAACAGAAACAUGGGAAUUAGAAUUAGUUCAUUCAAACAUAAAAUAUAGCGUUAUGGUUAAUAAAUUUGGCCCAAUAAAUUAUUUGGUUCGUCUAAAUGAUUCGGUUGUAACUACAAUUGUUAGAGAAUUGGGGAAUGGAACUUUAAUUAUUAUUUAUUCACAUCAAGCUUAUACUUGCCAUUUGGAGGAGGAGUCUGAACGUUUCAAAGUCGUUAUUGGAAGAACCUUAACAAUAUUUGAAAAAGAAAAUGAUCCAUCAAUGUUACGUUCAAAAAAUGCUGGGCGUUUUAUGCAAUAUUUAAAAAGAGAGGGGGAUUAUGUUUGUGUUGGGGAAGUUUAUGCAGAAAUGGAAUCAAUGAAAAUGGUUAUAAAUUUGGAAGUGUCUAAAGCUGGUGGAAGGCUUAUACAGGUAGCCCAACCCGGCCAUGUAUUAUUCCCAGGCACUUUAAUUGCUAGACUUGAAGACCAAGAUGAUGUUUCAACACAAAAACCUAAAAAUUUUGUUGGGAGAAUGGAGGAAUGGGAUUCUGCUAUAACUAAAGAUGUGCUGGACAGAGGAAAGAGCCGAUUAGAUACUCGAUUUGAGGAUCUCAUUUUGACAUGUAAAGACAUUUUGUCUGGUUAUUGUAUGCCAGAACCCUACUUUCACGAAAAAAUUGUUCGUCUAGUAGACGAUUUUUACAACGUUUUAAACAACCCCCAACUUCCAUAUGCUCUAUUCAAAGUUUUUUUGUAUGCUGUCGAAAGUCGAAUUUGUCGAAUGUCUUCAUACUCAAAAAUUAAAAAAUUAAUUUCUAAUGUUAACCACCAAACAUUCCCAGCAAAUGAAUUGGCUGAAGAAAUGGAAUCUUAUUUGUGUACUCUAAAUCCUACUGAAUUGGGAAUUGAAAAACAAUAUUUUGAAUCUCUUAUUAAAAUUUGUGAAAGAUUUGGCGAUGGUCUUCUCGGACAUUUACAAAUUGUAAUCUCAGAAUUUUUAGAAAACUUUAUCGAUAUUGAACAUCACUUUCAAGACGUUUCUUACGAUAAAGGUGUUUCUUCAAUUAAAUCAAUCAUUUCUGACCCUUCAAGGUGGGGUUUUUUAAUAUAUUUUGUGGUAACACGCGCUCAAAGAUGCGGGCGCCCAAACGACCCUAUCCAAUAAAU